CAUGCAUUUUUUUUUCGUGCCCUCGAAAUCACUUGCAGGCGUUUAAUUCGCAAACCUUUUGGUUUACAUAAACUCUUGCUUCAAGCUCACACUAACAGUAAUAAUACUUUAACCGAGGCUCUUGAAAGUAUAUAUAAUAUGGCGUUACGAAAAUCAUUGAACUGGAAUAUAUUGAAACUAACUCGAAAGAAACGAAAGUAUAGCAACCUGCAACAUUUAAAUGGCGAAUUGCUCAUACUUUGACCUUCGGUUUGGAUCAAUACCAGUAACAUUACAUGUAUUAAUCUUAUAUAUGCAUCGACCCCUUCCAGCCUUCUCGAGCGAGAUAUAUUAUUGACGUUCUGUUUUCUAGUGUUCAGCGAACCACCGAAAUUCCUUUGUGUUUGUCUGUUUGAUGAUAUCAAAGAGAGCGUCAAGAGAUCGCAGGAGUUCAUUCUUUUGUUGCAACCUUCAUGGGGGAAACAAAUUGUUAAGAAAUCGAGCGAUAGUUACAGUACUGGUACAAGAGAGGGGGAGACAAUUACUUGUCAAUAAAAGUAUUGUUGGGAGGGAGAAAAAAACGCCGGGGCCUGAAAGAUUAAUGAGUGCGAUAAGGAUUCGACGAGAGAGUCAGUGUGCCAGGCAACGAGAUCAAAUCAGCCGUCCAUGGAAAGUUGCAAGAACUCACUGCCCGAAAUCGCAAAGAGAAUGAUUUCGCGGUAAACAGGCAACUCGCAAAGGUUUAACUUGAAUUUAUUUUGGGUUUGACACUGAGUUUCGAGAUUUUCUCUCAUCGCGUAUAAUUGGGAAUAAUAAAGCACAUCGGAUGGAAAUAUGGAAGGAGCUCCGAGGCAAAUCAGCGUAGCUCUACCAAGUAUGAACAGUCCUCGAGCAGCAGUGGCGCGACAGAGUGUCCAGACAGCGCUCAAUCGAUCCAUUCCCGCACAGGGACAGGGAUUAGAAGACUUCACCAAACCACUUUCCCGGACCAACAAGAGGAUACCCUCCCCGAGAAUGGUCAGAACUGCACCCAAUGUCAACCCAAGUGUUGCCACAAAUGAAUUUGUCGGGAGAACAAGGACAGGUCCGAGUCGGCAACCGGCAAAGACCAGUGUGGUGGACUUUGGAGGGAUCCCCCUGCACCCUCGGGAGAGGAUGAAUGUCCGGGGAAUCGAUGGCUUUUAUCCUCCACUCCGGAUGAAGUCGGGAACGGGAACGGGAAAAUUCGCAGUGUCCGAGCCGGUGUCGACAGCGUGGGGACCAAAAUUUGGACCACAGGAAACCGACCUGUCGUCACCAUCAACAACGUCAUUGCAGCAAUACAACAUAGAACUCUCGCCCAAUCAAUCCGAUCUGGGGCCUGAUAGCAUACCAAACUCAAAUUCCAAUACAAACUGGUUACAAAAACGAAACAAUGAACAAUCAAACAACGCUGUUAACAACUCUUCAUUACAAGGUAAUACUGCCAAAACUUCUCGGAAUACUUACCACACCUCUCCGUCCCCUGACGUGACCGGACUCCAACAACCCAAGAAGCCUGAUGCGGCCUGGGUGAGGGCCUUCAAGGUCAAACAGCAUCGCAACAACCGCUACAAGGAGAUGGAGACGGGCGCGAAACCGACGUCGAGUUUUGAAGAUGGAAAUCGGAGAUGGGGUUUGCCUGACUGAAAUGGACCCAGAGUGACUGAUCAUUAUUAUUUAAAAGAAAAAUCUUGCAUGCCUCGGAUUUGUACAACAGGAAAUCUCAAGAUCAGGGAAGCAGGAUUCCAUGAAACAAAUAUAGUGAUUUUUUUACUGACUAUUUGUUAUAAGCUACUGAAAUCCUUGCAUCUGAUUGGCUAAGAGAAAAUAGGUCAGUUAAAUCACUGACAAAACUUUUUAUGAAAAACCUUCCUGAAAUUGGUGAAAGAAAACUGGAUUUCUGACCAUAAAAAUCCCCCAAACAAAUAAGUUUUUAGAAAGGAAUAUAAAGUGCUAGACCGUUUUCGAUACUUGCAUGGUAGAGUGAACGGUAGACUGUGGGUUAGUCUCUUGACAAUUAAUAAUUACUGAAUAGGGGGUAUCAUUAGGUAUUUAAUUGUUGAUAUAGAUUUGGUAGACUUAUAUUUCAUAGCAAUAAGUGAAGGUAAGUUAAUAUUCAAGACAGGAACAUAUAUAGGCAGCUGCACUAUUAUGCUACAAUUAAAAUAAUAUUUAUUUUUAUAUUUUUGAGUUCUAUUUUUAUUUUGAUUUCGUCUUGAUAAGUAAUAUUCAGAAUAAACAUUUACAUUAACAUUCAUGAAAACAGUAAAAUAAUAACAAGAAAUAAUAUUUCGAUACAAAUACUAUUUACAUAGAAAGAUUUUAAGUUAUUUUUGUUUAAUGAGUAGAAAUCACCUAUUCAAAGGAGGCCAAGUUAUAGAAAGAGCAUUUUUCAUUGUGUUGUGGGUCGGUUUUUUUUUAAUGAAUGUUUGUUUUUGUAACACAUAUUAGUGCUUCUUGCUGUCCAUGAUUUGUGAAAUGUGCUGAGAAAAAAAAGUCUGUCGCAAGUUUUGAAAUGUGAUUUUGUAUUAAUUUUCUUGACUGUAAUUUUAUAACAGUACAUCCAUAAUGAUGUAAUAUCCCUUAAUCAAUCAAAAUUGUUAACUUUAAAAUUCGAUUUCUGCACGUUGAAUUCAUAAUUUUAUUUUACACUUUGGGUGUAAUAGUAUUCUUUUUUUAAUAAAGAGAUAUGAUAAUGAUUUUGACAUUUCAAAUCUUAAAAUGAAGGAAAUCAUGUUAUUUAUUAUUUCGUAUACAUGAAACUAUUUUCAAAUUACUUUAGUUCUUUGGUGUUAUAUAACUUUAAAUGGCUCAAUUUUUCAAUAAGUUUUAGAACUGAGCAAUUGAGAGGUAUUUUGUGAGUGUUAAAAUGGAAAUAACAACCUGUUUGUAUGUUUAGAUUAAAAUUAUCAUAUGCAAUAUAUUUUUAUCACUGUUAUAGCUUUGUAUUUCCAAUGCUACGAUAAUAUAAUUCCUAAUCUGAUAUAUGAGUUUUAAUACUAUUUCGUUUGUAAAUAAAGGAAUGAAUAUAAUUCUGCAUAUAAAAUGAA
Molecule: messenger RNA, 3050 nt
Organism: Lytechinus pictus (painted urchin)
Lineage: Eukaryota; Metazoa; Echinodermata; Echinoidea; Temnopleuroida; Toxopneustidae
Exons: 3
Coding region: 814-1647 (277 amino acids)
Source: RefSeq, a predicted model, not a curated record